Molecule: messenger RNA, 6378 nt
Organism: Anolis carolinensis (green anole)
Lineage: Eukaryota; Metazoa; Chordata; Lepidosauria; Squamata; Anolidae
Gene: slc35d1
Product: solute carrier family 35 member D1
Exons: 12
Coding region: 1-1146 (381 amino acids)
Cellular component (GO): Golgi apparatus
Molecular function (GO): UDP-N-acetylglucosamine transmembrane transporter activity; antiporter activity; UDP-glucuronate transmembrane transporter activity
Source: RefSeq, a predicted model, not a curated record
AUGUCACUCCCUCAGACGACGAUGGCGGCGCGUAGACGUCAGGCGGCGGCGGCGGCGGGCGCGCGAGGCGCUCGAGCCUCAGAAGCAGCCGCAGCAGCAAGAGCAGCAGCAGGAGCGAGAGCAAGAGCAGCAGCAGCGCCAACCCUCCCUCGCGGCGAUGCGGAGCCAGGCAUGGCGGCGGCGCCCAGCCUCACCGUCUGCCUCAAGCUCCUGGCGGCCGCUUUCUACGGGUUCAGCUCCUUCCUCAUCGUGGUGGUUAACAAGAGCGUCCUCACCAGCUACGGAUUUCCAUCCUCGUUGUGUGUGGGACUAGGCCAGAUGUUUGCCACAGUGCUUGUCCUCUGGGUGGGAAAGGCACUCAGGGUGGUGAAGUUUCCAGACUUUGACAGAAAUAUACCUCGAAAGACAUUUCCACUACCUCUUCUCUAUUUUGGGAACCAAAUCACAGGACUGUUCAGCACAAAAAAAUUGAACCUGCCAAUGUUUACAGUCCUGAGACGAUUUUCUAUUCUGUUUACAAUGUUUGCAGAAGGAAUUUUGCUCAAGAAGAAAUUUUCUUGGGGGAUUCAGAUGACAGUAUUUGCAAUGAUAAUUGGAGCCUUUGUAGCUGCAAGUUCUGAUUUGGCAUUUGAUCUAGAAGGUUACAUUUUUAUCUUGAUCAACGAUGUCUUGACAGCUGCAAAUGGUGCAUAUGUAAAGCAGAAACUAGAUUCAAAGGAGCUGGGAAAAUAUGGCCUCCUUUAUUAUAAUGCACUGUUCAUGAUCCUUCCAACCUUGGCCAUUGCCUAUUUUACAGGAGAUGCGCAAAAGGCAAUUGAAUACCAAGGUUGGGCAGAUACCCUCUUCCUUGUACAGUUUACGCUCUCCUGUGUAAUGGGGUUUAUUCUUAUGUAUUCAACAGUACUUUGUACUCAGUAUAACUCUGCCCUAACAACUACAAUAGUUGGUUGUAUUAAGAAUAUAUUAAUAACCUACAUAGGAAUGUUCUUUGGAGGAGAUUAUAUUUUCACAUGGACAAACUUUGUAGGAUUAAAUAUCAGUAUUGCUGGAAGCCUGGUAUAUUCUUACAUCACCUUUACAGAAGAACAGAGCAAGCAGUCUGAAGCUAGCAUCAAGAUGGACAUUAAAGGGAAAAGUGCUGUAUGACAAAAGGAGUUACUUAUCUAAAGUAACUUGCUUUGCAGUUGUAAGUGCUGACAAAUCAGUAGAAUCUGUCAUGUCUGUGAAUGGAAUUAUAACGAGUCCUUGGCAUUUGCACAAUCUGAUGACAGCUACCUUUUGAAGGAAAUUUGAUAAUUUAAAAUGUACAAGUGGAUCGUUAAUGCUGAGCUUCAAAAUAUACUUGUUAAAAUCUUGCACCAUUUGUGCAAAAAACACUUCUAAUGCCACAGUAGUAAUUAUCUCAACUAUAGCCAGUGCACUAGUAGCCGCAGCUGGAUUUUGCAAGUAAAUGGAUCCUAAAUAUUUCAGAAGCAACUUCAGGCUGCUGGGCAAACACUCAGGGCUUUCAUUUGCCAAGAAGACCAGCUUCAACUGACUUUUUUUCAGAGGUUACUCAAGAUCACUACUGAUCAAAUAACAUUCAGACUAAGAUCCUUAUUCUAUGGGGAUAUUCACUCUGGUGUGUAACCUGUAGGGAGGGCAACGGGGAUAAUAGCUUAUCUUGUCUACCACAGAAGUCACUAUGAGAGAAAUCCCAAACCAGUUUCUUGCCAUUCCAGCCAGUAGUUUGAAAUGCGUGUCCUAUUUCAAAUCUUGUGUUGUAUUAAAUUCAGGGGUAAUUAGAUAUGUGCCUUGUCAGAAGUCAUGGCUUUGAGGCCUCUGUAGGUCAACAACCAUCAUGGUUCAAAGCAUGGUUUGAGCAAUAUUUUCAUGGAGGAAUGAGUAAAACAAAGUACAGUGCUAAAGUUUUACACCUUGGUCAUGGCUUUUCACUCAAUUUGUUUUGGUACAACUUCAGUUUGGAAGAAGGUACAGGCUUAUAGAAGGAUUUUUAUCUUCCAACAAUGUCACAAAGCUCUUUCCUAUGACAGUAGGAAUAGGGAUCAAAGAUGCAAAAGGCCCAUGUUGAAAAGGGAUUUGUAAAUAGGUAAUUCUAUACAUAAAACAAACAAGUCCCAUGCCUCUCUAUCUGUCUGCCUGUUUGCUUCUAUAAACGCACACUCUUCUCACAGUUUUCUUCAGCCUGUCAUAACUUAUUGUAAGAGGAGAGAAUAUAGCAACCAAUAGAGGGAAACCAAAAUAAUAUAAAGCUUAAUCAUUGAAGAGAGAUGUUUAAAUCAACAGUUAUAAACCCAAUCACUCCUGUUGUAUAUUAUUUCAUUUAUACCUGAACCCAAGUGCUCUUCAUCUAUUCUUGACUAGGGUGGGAGUGCUCAUGUUCUUUUCCUAAAGAAUCUGGUUUAACCACAAAUAGGCAUAUCUAGAAAGUGCCCAGGAUGCAGUGGUAAAAAAAGUCCAAUGAAGUCAUAAGAGUUAGAUUGAUAGUAGUUUAGAUGCAAUAGCUUCUACAUUGCUGAUAGUUAGGAAUGCCCUCAGUCAAGAAGGCUCUUUCUGAAGCACAUAUAAGGGGAGUAGAGCUGAGGAGGACAGUAAGAGCACAACUGAAAACCUCCUUGUAUCCAUUGGCAUCUUGCCCACCAUGUUCUUGUUUAUGGCUAGAUUAAAACUUUAGCAAAGCUUUGCUGCAUCUGCAUAGGAUUCCUCAAGAAGGCUUUCUGCUGAUAAUGGUUGCCCUCAAAGGUUUACAUUGAGUCCGGGAAACUGACUUAGAAACAGAAAAGGACCAAACAGCAUCUAAUGCUGAAUCAAGUACCUUUUUUCAAAAGUCCAGAGCAGUUUCUAUUAAAAAGGCAUUGCUGAUGAUCUGCACCAGUUACUAUGGAAAUUAAAAAUUAUUUGCAUUGUUUCUUGGGGAUUAUAAAGCACAAUAGCCUUAUGGGUAAAUUUUCUGAGGAAAUGAAAUCAUAAAAAGGAGGCACUUAGAGCACUGCAGCAUUCAGGACCAGAUUAUGGAAAUUACAUGUUUCUGCAUUUGUCUGCAAAGAGGAAUGAUUUUGUCCUCAUGCUGUGAAAAAAUGUAUGUUAUAGCCCCAGAGGGUCAAAGUGGAAGGAAUUCCCUUUUAAGGUAGCUUUUUGAUGACAUUGUCUUUGAUUUGGGCUCCAUCAGACUGAGAAUCCAAGUUAGAAAUAGAUUAGGAAUAGAUACAGAUUUUCAGAAUGAUUUUGUAGCUGAAACUAGACUUGGAGUCUAGAGAAAGUUCAGAUGCAGGAAUUCUAUUUUCAUUUAGCUUUCCAAAGUUAUUUGUAAUAUGUCUAACAUUGCCAUCUCUACUGACUCAUGUAUUUAGUUCUCACGCUGGAGAACUAAAUAGACUGUAUGUAGAUCCGUGCUUAAACUUGCUUUUGUGUUCACAGGAGAGGCUAAUUGUCCAGUUAAUUUAUCUGAUAUUUAAUUAUUGGCUUGUUCACAUUAGACAAGGAGUGGGUCCUUACUUAAACUAGAUUGGAGAGAUAAUCCCACAUUUAAAUCUUAUGACAAAGGCAGAAAAAAAUGGAAAAGAGAUGUAUGUUUGAAAUUCACAAUAUUUACGUUCUUUAAUGAGUGUGGGAAAGAUUUUGAGCCAUCGUUUCUGCUCCAAAUCCCUGCUCUUAAACAGCUUUUCCUAAAAAGUAUUUAUGUGUAGCUAUAGCUAGUUAAGCUUUUGACUAGUUUGUGGAUUAAUCUGUUUAGUGCAAGAGAACAGCAGCUAAAGCAAAGAGUGCAUUUAAUGACAUCUCACAAUAGAAACAUCAAAGCAAGUUGUGAAAAUAAACUACAUGGAGCAAAUAUGCGUUUUUUUUUUAAAUUUAGAACACCAGAAUCAUUAACUUCAAAAAAGAUUUUUGUGAUCCUCUCAAUUUUUCAUACCUGUAGGAAAAUCAGCAGAGGGUGAAAUUGUUGGCUUUCUCUUAACUGGUAGCAUUCUGAACAGAAAAGGGCCAGGUUCAAUCCCUGACUUCUCAGUUGAACAUAUCUUGGGUAGCAGCAGGACAGACCUGUACUAUGUAACGUUUGAAAAAAAUUCUGUUCCUGGUUUGAAAGAGUUCUUUACCCUUGAAUCGUGUGGUACGUACUUUGAAAGUAGUUGUUAUACUCGAGAAACUUUGUUUUUGUGACUGCCACAAACUAUGUUAAAUUGGUUGAAUCUAGAUGAGAUAUUAAUUGAAAAAACUAUAGCAAAAUGUGUUGCAGGAUGUCUUGUAAAAACACAGCUUUUGCCGUUUGAAACACUAUUUCCAUGUUUUUAUAAUAGAACCAAUUAGAAAAUGACAUUUAUAACCCAGAAACAAAAUAAUGUCACAUAGUGUCUUUUUAGAGAUUCGGUGUAUAUGGCAUUCAUCUAAAUGGGACCCCUGGUGGCACAAUAGGUUAAACUCUUGUGCCGGCAGACUGUUGACUUGAAGGUUGGGUUGCUGACCUGAAGGUUGCCAGUUCGAAUCCAACUCGGGAAGAGUGUCAAUGAGCUCCCUCUGUCAGCUUCAGCUCUAUGCGGGGACAUAAGCCUCCCACAAGGAUAGUAAAACAUCAAAGCAUCCAGGUGUCCCCUUGCAGACAGCCAGUUCUCUCACACCAGAAGCGACUUGCAAUUUCUCAAAAACUAAAUAGGCAGUGAUGCAACCGUUUAUGCUUAGGCUGCAAGAGUUUGCACAAGUGUACAAAAAGUAGGCUGUUAAGGUUGUAAGAGUUGUAUUAUUUUUUCACUUUACUGUGAACCAUGGUUUUAGUCCUUUAGAGACAUAAGCUGGUACUACCCCAAACUACAUCAGAUUAAAUACUUUCUUGGGUGUUAAUACAAGGAGGUAUUCCAUACUUCCUUGCACAGUAUCUUUUUCCAAGUUGUAUAAUGGCAGUUGGGUAGUGUUGAAAUGCAGCUCCAUUCCAAUCUAUACAGGUACUGAUAGGCCAUGUAAGGUUUGCCCUAGCAUCACCCAGCUGCUGUUGUGUAGCCAGUGAAAAGGGAACUGCCUUGGCCUCUUCCACAAAACUAUGAGGGUGAAGUGGUACACUCUGCCAGUAUGCAAUCAGAUCUCAAUAACUAUGUACUAUUUACCUAUGUACCAUUUACUUGGAAGUAAGCUCUGUCAUUGGAAUUUACUUCGGUGCAGAUAAACCUAGGAUGGUUUGUACAUAAUUUAAAAUGCACUAUAAUAGUUUUUCAAAAUGUAAUGUUUUCAAAAUAGAUUUGUUCUUUUUUAAUGCAUACAUUUUGUCCAGCAUCUUUCUCAUUGUAAAAAGUGGACUAGCCUUCCCCCCCUCUGAAACCUAGGAUGAAUGUCUACUUUCUCAUUUUAAGCAGUAACCAUUGCAGUUGGAUUCAAUGAUCCAUGUCUUGAAAAUGUUAAAAUUCCAAAAAGCAAAAAAUGAUUUUGCCAUUUUAUAUAAGGGACACCAUAUUCCUGUAUGUAUAAAGGGAAUUGAGGAUCCAUGGGGGCUCCUGGAAUUAAACAUCAGCCGAUAUCAAGGGCCCACUAUACAACAAUUUGAUUUUCCAGCAAACCCGUGGUUAGAGAAACAGAAGUGUUUGUCUUUGCUUCUCAGGCUAGCAUUAACACAUUCUUCAUUUGUGUGGAAAUAAGAAGGCUCCUCUAAGAUUUCAUGUUUCAGUUUUUGAAUGGUAGCUGUGAAAUAUAUUACGGUAGCAUAAAAAGUAGUGAUUGUUAUAAAGGUUAACUCCAGCUGCUAUUUCCAUUACUUGCUAAAUGGUUACUCUUUUCUCUUACCUGCCAACCUGCCAUCUAUACUUGUUUGUACCAGAUUCCUACCCCAAAGUAUCAAAUUCUGUAAAAAAAAAAAAAAAAAAAAGCCAUGCACAGAAGUUAUACAAAGAAUGUAUGUGCAGAUACGUAUAUUUGCAUUGUCUUGUCACAAGAUAUGGGGUCUCUUUAGAGUGUUUUAAUAUGUCAAUGACAGAUCCUUGUAUUUUUGUCAAUCUGCUAUACUGAGGCAGUUGCUCUCAGGGUAUUUGUUAAAAGUUACUCUUUGUAAUCUACUGGAUAGAUUUGCUAUCAUGUAAAACAGUUCUGAGUGGAUUUGCAUUAUGUAAAAUGUACACCUUUUUAGUGCCAAGUUCCAGAAGAUAUUGCGUACACUGGAAGGGGAAACAAAAUUUCUAGUUUAUUUUCUAUGCUAUUAAUCUUCCUAUUUUUCCUGUAUAGAAUUUAUUUACAAGAUUGAGUCUCCUAGCAUAAGGGUAAACAUUUUUUUAAUUGUUGAGUAUUGUAGACUUUAUAUAUUAAGUCAGAUGACACCAGUUUUUUAAAAAACAAAAUUGCAUCUGUAUUUUUGUACUGGCUUAAAAAUAAAUUGAAGCAACAUCACCGUUGUUUUUAAAUUCA